Aplysia californica (California sea hare) is the source of this 7838-nucleotide messenger RNA. RefSeq names its product nucleolar pre-ribosomal-associated protein 1. The transcript has 33 exons. Gene Ontology annotation, biological process: maturation of 5.8S rRNA from tricistronic rRNA transcript (SSU-rRNA, 5.8S rRNA, LSU-rRNA); maturation of LSU-rRNA from tricistronic rRNA transcript (SSU-rRNA, 5.8S rRNA, LSU-rRNA). The coding region runs from base 431 to 7180 and encodes 2249 amino acids. Gene Ontology annotation, cellular component: nucleolus. Lineage: Eukaryota; Metazoa; Mollusca; Gastropoda; Aplysiida; Aplysiidae. The record is from RefSeq and is a predicted model, not a curated record.
AGUGAACUAUUCUCUCUCCCCCAUCAUUGUAAAAAGUUAUGAAAUCUUCUAAUUUGUACAUCCUGCUUUCAAGAGAGCUGUCUCAGUCACGAACAGAGUGCACAUUCUUUCCAAAAGUCGUGGUCAUGAAACAUUAUGUUAUGAUGACAAAAUUAAAAAAUGCAAAACUGAAUUUAUGGCACUUUAGAAUCUGUCACCUGUUUUUGUUUUCGUGUGCCUUUUUUGUGUUCGUUGUUUUGUUAUUUUUAAAAUCUAUCAGGUCCGAGCUACAUAAUAUUGUAUUAGCUACUUAAAGAUCGAAUAGAAAAUUGUCGAAUGCGAAACGGGAAAUGGAAUUAAGGAAGGAAGUUGAUAAAAAGGAAAACUGUUCAAAACACAUGGUCCAUGUAAAUAAGAUAUCGAAAGUAGCUUUGUUCUCAGUCUGUUCAGAAUGGAAGAAAACAAACACGUACGCGAUCGAAAGCGGAAAAAAUCAUCCGAAGUCCCCGUUCCAAAUGAGACUGAGGACAAAAAGAAACCCAGACAUUCCGAUGAGACCGAAACCCCGACGGUGAUAACAGAAAUAGAGUUCAAAUUCCUUUUACGGGACUCUCAAACAACCGCUGAAGGACUUGAGAAGUUUGUGGCCUCGGCUGACGCGUAUGCAGAUGGAGCGUGCUCUCAUGACAUUGUGGCCGGGUAUUGCCGGAGCUCUCCUAUGUGUGCCGAACUGUUCAGCCUCAUUGACUCAGCCUCUGAAACGCCAGCAAAACCCAGUGAACACAGCCAAGUGUUCUUAUGCCUGGAGCGGAUCCUCACUCGGAUACGGAACGACCUCACCAAGCACAGCUCCCUGGGGGAGACGAUUGUGCAGAAAAUCCUGGCCGGCCACCUGGGCCAGGUGUACAGGUGUCUCCGGGACCAGAACAAAUCCAAAACUAUCAAAUGUGCGCUGCAGCUGCUUAUUGCAAUGGCUAUGCUCAGCGACAAAGCGAAGAAAACCUUGCAGAUGAGACUGAAUUUUGAACAUCAGAGUUUCCCACCGUUAUUUAAAAGAAGGAAUAGAAAGGAUCCCCAAGACGUGCGGAGCUGCAUGGUUCUCUUGACCUUGGCCUUUGUCCUGGACAGUGACAGCAGUAGCACCGACACCCUGGUGCAGCAGAGAAAAUUCCUGCAAAUGACGAUUGGUGGCCUGAACUAUGACAGCAGAGAUAUGGUCAUCGAUGUUUUGGAGACUCUGUUGGAUAAGGUGGUGAAGUGUCCCACCGUCACCAAAACGGCCAAGGUCAAGUUAUUCUCGGAGCACAUUCUGCGUCAUCUCUGUGACCUUUUCAGCUGGAAGGGGCCGAAGGCGUGGGUGGCGGGCGGCAAGAAACGCCUGCAGGCGGAACAGGACGCUGCGGAGAUGGAAGACGACGAGGGAGACGACACCACGGAGGACAGAGAGCUCAUCGCCGAGGUGGCUCACAGCUUCCUGGUCGAGCUCUGCUGCUCUCGCAAAGACGGCAUCAGCUUUUACGACAAAACUGUCGGCACUGGGAAAAGGAAUCUGAACCAGCUCCUGAGCCAUUUCCUGGACGCUCUGGUCAAGCAGCUGGACAACAGCCACGUGGCGGAUCUGGUCGUGCGGAUAAGUCAGGCGUGUCCCGACCAGGUCUCUCGUGUCAUGGCCCACCUGGCGCCUUCGCUGUUGCCACGCUGGUCGGGGAAAUGGGAGCUCCACAUGGACUUUGUCGUCUCUCUGUACAGCGGUCUGCCCGACAUGUCGUCGGUGAUAAAUGACGUGAACGCUGACACUGUAGACAGGUCAAUAACCUUGGCAGUUGCGUCAGUUUUCUGCCUCCCAACGGCCAAAGUUGCCUCUGUCAUCACGCAGGGCGUAAAGCACGAGGACGAGCGAGUCCGCCACAAGGUUUUGCAACUUCUCCGUGUGUUCUGCACAAAGUGUGUCGCUGCUCUAGGCGUGCUGAGUUCACAGGGAGGUCAGGGGAACGGCGCGACGAGGACCAAGGGAGAAGAGAUGACCGAGUCUUUCGUCGCUGUUGUCCUCAAGACGUUGCCUCCCCCUGAAGUUCUCCUCGGCUGCGUGGACAAACUGUUCACCUCUCUCACCAAACAGGAGGACGCUGAACCCACGGCCGAGCCUGGAGUAGACGCCAACCAGCAAGCAGCCAGACUUCUCCAAGUGUUGAUUCUGUACCAGCGUCUGUCGCCGGCCGUCUUGUUGGACCGCCCGAGGAAUCUGACGCGGAUCAUCGAGUUGGUGACCAAGCUGCCGAUUCUGCCGCAGUCUGGUGCCGUAGACGGUGGGGAGGAGGGGAAUCUCACGGAGGACACAGGGAGUUCUCCGCAGCUGUGUCUGCUCAAGUUGUUGUCGGACACUGACAUGAAGAAAGUCGCUCUGGGUAGAGAGGGUCUUUUGGAAAAACUCAUUUUGUCAGCAACCUCAACGAAGCAGCAUAGGUCCCUUACUACUCAAUUGAUAUCUAAGAUAUUGCAGAGCGUGGAGGUUCUGAAAGGUCAUGAGAAGGAACUUCGUGUGUGGAUGACCACGGCUUUCUCCGAGGACGACAGCGACGAUGAUGAUGAUAAUGCAGGCUCAGACGUAGCUUCGUCGACCUCCAACGUGACCUUCCUGGCCCACUGCCUGUCAUCGUUGAUCAACAACCCGUCGCCGUACAUGGACAGAGUUGUGGCUGAGCUGCAGGACGGCGAGGAUGUUGUGGCAGGGAGGGUCGUCGCCUCUCAGGAAGAUAUUGCCGAAAUCCUUCGUCCUGAGGUGCAGGAGGAAGUAGAGCGCUGUCUGCGAGAGGGUCGCGUCAACGUCGGGAACACAGGUCCACAGCUGCCGGACUUGCUUCCCUUUCCACCGCUCGUGCUAGUAGCUCUAGACAAUUUGCAGUAUAACAAAACUGCGGACGAGAGCAUGCGGAGAUAUGUGAGCCAGGUCCUGGUCAAACUUGUGCACUGUCAGACUUGGCCUCACGACUUCUGCACCAUCGUCGGCAAGUCUUCUGCGGAGCUGUGCUCGGGGGUUCGAGAGUAUUUGAAGUUUUGGCUCCAGCGACCUGAAAUGCAGAAAAACCGAGAAGAAUCAGUCGUGUCCUCCCCUAUGCCCAAGAAGUUGUUUCCUCACAUCGAGCAGUGUGCCACGUUGAUGGACAAGUUCUCCUCUGCCCUUAUGACAACACACUUCAACGUGUCGUUGACGUCACAGGAUGUGUCAGCUCUCAGUGACGCGUGUCACGAUCACAUCGCGUCGUUGGCGGCGGACGACAGGCUCACGGCACUCGGCCAGACUCUGAUGUACAUGCAUCAGCUGUUUGUGUCGGAGAGACAGGGAUGUGUGGAACUGAUGCAAGCCUACUGCACACUGGCAGAAGCUUUGUACAAAUCGAUCGCGACCUUGCCCCAGGAGCAUGAAACAGCCAGCCAAUCAGAAAAGGGGGAGUCUCUGUCCUCCACCGACAGCCGAGCCCCGCGGGAUGGGGAAGUAGGUCAACAGGUGUGUGCGGCCGGUCAGAUCCUGCUACACCCGGUCCUGGGUACAGCGUUCCUGAAUGAGGUCGUUCGUAAAUCUCCAGGAAAGGGCAAAGAAGGGUCGCCAUCAGCGCCGACAAGUGAACUGUGCUGCGUUCUGUCCCAGUUCUUGGGGAGAGUGUUUGUUCAGAGCAAGAAUAUCUCGUGUGACGUCAUCCCGGAGGUUUACGACAAGUACUUGAUGGAGGUGGUGAGAAUCUGCCGUCAAGGUUUUGCCUCGGUCCCCACAUCAGCUCAAUCCACCAUCUUGGAGAUAUUGAAGGUGAUCGGGUCGGACAUGGGCUCCCCGUCGUGCUCCCAGGCGUUCUGGUUGAUGUGUGAGUGCGAGGUGACCCAGUUGCUGACCACUGCCGGUGGGAAGUCGGAGGCUGGCCCCAAGAAGUCGUCUCCCUUGUCCCCGCUAGGCAGAGUGUUUGUGGGGUUGCUGUCUGUGUGGAUGGAUCAUCUGGCGGGGCCCGGCCGGCUCUCAGAGUCUGUGUUGUUUCAGUGCGACCAAUCCCCGAACAACGGCGGAGCUGUCCUCAAUGGCAACUUUCAGAGUCAGAGAGAUGUGCGAAAGUUUCGGCAGUUUUUUGCUCUGCACGGCAAAAAUUGUAACUUUGAUGUCGCAAAAUUUUCUGUGGUUUUUCAACUCCUGAAUCGCUGCCAGGAUAAAGAACUGGAGGAAGUGAGUCUUCGUCUUCUCCAGACUGUUCCAGAAUGCAUCGAGACCUGUACCGACGCCUUCCUCCGUUCGUUCCAGCGCGUUCACCUCCUGAACGGAACACGCCAGAAGAUGUUAGCGAUCUUGAUCCAGAGCCGGCCGGACGUCUGUGACUGGUGCAGUAAGCUCGUCGCGGAGAAAGGGAAGACGGUUUCCUCGCAGAACCUGUGGUGGCUGGCAAGUAGCUGUCUACAAGCUCCUGGCGACUUCUUGUCCGAGGCAGAGAACACGGGUAUGCUGAGGGCACUGGAGAGCGUUGUCACGGGCAACGUGGAGAGAGUGUUGCUGGCAGCUGACCCGGAGGCCUUGACCUGUGUCAAUCUGUUGAUACAACGCUCCGGCAGGGGAGUGGACAUUUUACGUGAGUUUACGUCCCAGUUCACGUUGCACCCGGAGAAAGCGACAAAGCUGCACUUUGACGUUCUCAGAUCGGGCUUGUGCAUUCCGCGAAGGGAGACGAAUGAGGGGUUGAAGGGUCUGCCACAAAGAAGUGAUUCUGAUGAUGUCGGUGAUGUCCGUCGUAUCAGUGACGUCAGCGGAGGCAGGCGACAGGCGGAAGAAGCUGUCGCUGUCCUGGAAGCAUGUUUGCGACAGCUGAUGUGUCUGCUGGGAGCAAAGUCGGCGCGGGACUCGGGCCUGGAGGGACACGUCCUCACAUUGGCUCUAGACCUGCUCUGUGAGUUUCCUGCCAGAACAUUGGACAUUUUGCCGUCAAUGUGGGAGACGUUCGUGAAGUCGUCUCUGAGGUCGUUGUACACCAACUGGAAACUGUUGAGGCUUCUGUCAGAACUUGUCCCGGCGGUGUACGCGUCUGGCGUCGACCGGAAGCCUCUCGGCGGAGAAGGUAAAGUCCUAGCGGCUCACACCAUGUUCCAGAUGUGCAUCUCCCACACGGCGUUCCUCGACACCUUGCUGUCGGCACACAGUGGUGCUGCUAAAGAUGAGCUUGUGAACCUCCUCCACGCGCUGUGCGAGGUCGAGCCGUCGUGUUGCCAGACGAACCUGACCAACGUCCUCACCGCGGCCUACACCGCCACUCUGUCACUCACAGAUCAGCGGCUGCUGCAGAUGUUGGAGAAAUUUUUCAAGGCCAAAGGUUCUUCCUUUGAGUGCCCAAACCUGUGGGGCAAAGCGGCCUUGGAACACCGCAGCGUGUCAGACUUACUGGGCCCCAGCUUAGACCGUCAGGUGACUGUGAAGAGUGUUCUGGAGCAGCUUGAUCCUGCCACCAUGCGGAAGUCGCUGCUGUGUUUCCCUGUGCUCCGAUCCCAGCAGAUGGCCGGCGGAGCUGUGGUGGAGGCGAGGGCGAUGAAGUCGCGACCCGAGGCCUACGACCCCAGGUUCCUGCUGCAGCUGUUCAAUCAGAUUCUCUCAGAGGACAAGCUGGUGCCGGUGCGUCUGUUUGUGGAGAGAGACUGCUUGAGUUACCUCCUCGUGGCACUCUCCAGCCAUGACCUUACGACCCGCCUCCUGGCCUACAAGGCGCUCAACGACUUCUACCGCCACGCGGACGGGUCACGCUGCCACGAGAGGCUGGAGCUCACCUUUUUCCUUGACCUCCUCAACGCCAGUCGUUCCAAGAGCGGCCAGAAGCUUAGCUCGGUGAUCGCACUGUUCUUUGCCAGGGUCGUCAAGCUUUUCUUGUAUCCCGCUGACCCAGUCUAUAUGGCCGUCUUCCGGUUCCUGAUGGCCAGACCUGAGCUGGACCUGAGCAGUGUCCCAGAAUUCUACCAGCUGUUCUUCAGCGCGAAUCAGCAGCUCAAGUCGGAGCGCCAGUGGAUUCUCUCCCUUCUCGGCGACGGCAUGCGGGAGACGUCCGACUACAGGAUGCUCCAGAAACAUUUCAUCUUCAAGGUCAUCAUGUCAUUCUACGACUCAGUGCUCAGCGACCACACCUCCAGGAGGCUGGUCCUAGCGGUGGUGGAGAACGCCUGUCGGCUCAAGUCUGUCGCUGUCGACCUGGUCAAGAACCACGGCCUGCUCCUCUGGCUCUCUGCCCUCGCUUCUACUCUGCGCCUCAGUCCAGAGCAGACAGUUGGAGUGUGUGAUGUCGUCCACACCCUGUGGUUCACGUUGGCCUCGGGUCAGGUCAGCUCAGGGACCCCCGCGAGUUCUGGGACAUUGUCACAAGCCAAGGCUCAACCCAGACACACGUCGACCGUGGCUGGGAAACCUUUGAAGAGGAAGACCGAGCGUGGCACGUCGGAGGGGGAGAGGGAGGAGGGUGAGGGCGAAGAGAGUGAGGAUGAGGCGAGUGAGGAUGAGGAGCCCAUGGAGGAGGAGACGGGAGACAGCGGCCUGGAAGCUGAGCCUGUUUCCCGAGACGAGACAGCACACAAAGGGAGGCCAUCCGUCCCGCGGGCAACUCUGCUGGAGAUGGGCUUGAUCGUCAAGAGUUGUCUGCCUUACUUAAGACAUCUACCAGCUUGUGGCGUGUUCAAGAUUCUGCAGGUGAUGGAGUCUCUCGUCUCUGUAGAGCAGUCGUAUUUGAUGAAGGACAAGAAUAUCACCUCAAAGACAGCGUCAGAAAAUCCCCGCCUGCUGCGGAGCUGUAUCUUCACCUUGAGUGAGAGGGACUCCUUCCUGUUGGCUCAUGCCGUCUGCAAGUCUGUCGGAGAUGUGCAGCUUACCAAGGAAUUAGAGGAAACCCUCCGUGAGAAACGCUUCCUUUCUGAUUUUCAGACGUCGGGGAAAGGAAUUCGUGAAAGUGCCGCUGGAUCCAAGAAAUCUCUGACUUCAGCAGCAGCGUUAGAUACAAGUGUGAGAGACUCAGACGAGACUGUUGUGACUGAUACUGAUAAGACUGUUCUAGAUGAAGAUGUUGAAGGACUUCCAAAUCCCGACGGUAGCGACGUGUACGCUGUGUCCGCUAUGAAAGAUCUGUUGGUCAGAGUCUUAAAUGUCACUAGAGGGUUCAGCGGUGUUCAAAUUAGGGGGAAGUCUGAACAAAGGAAAUAAGCGUGGAGGAAGGAAAUUACAUGUAAUUUUGGAAUUGUCCAAGACGUUCACGGGUUGUCAAGGAGAAAAAGUGGUUGUCUUGGACGGGUGGGUGUCUCGGACAUUGUCGUUACGAUGUAGGGAAAACAUAAAAGGGGAAGUGAGAAGUGACCGUUUGUUCUAAUGUGAUUGUCUGAGACAGAUGGCCGUUAGAGCAGCUUCGACUCUGUGUGUGAAACUACAUUUGUUAAUUUGGCCUGUGACUUUGUCUGCUAAUGAAAUAUACAUACAUAUGUGGUACUGUGUAAAUGGAUUUCUUAUUUCAAGUUUUGUGAAUAAGACGUUUUUGAAUCACUGGAUAGUAGCGACUGGCUUGUUUGGGAGAAAUGGUGUAUAACAUAGACUCAUGAUGUACCGGUAUAUAUAUAUAACAUGAUGUAUGUUAUAUAACAUAGAUACGUUAUGUAUAUAUAUAUAACGUGAUGUAUGUUAUAUAACAUAGACACAUGAUGUACCAGUAUAUAUAUUACGUGAUAUAUGUUAUAUAACAUAGAUACGUGAUGUAUGAUGUCAUGUUGUGAUUUUAGUUGUGAGAGAAAGUUGCGGUCCUAAUUUGUUGUCAGCAUGCUUUGAAUGGAUUGUGAUUGUUUGAAUAAAAUAAAGAUGAUAAAAAUGUAAA